This is a messenger RNA of Momordica charantia (bitter melon), 957 nucleotides long. RefSeq lists its product as uncharacterized. The record is from RefSeq and is a predicted model, not a curated record. NCBI's taxonomy places the organism in Eukaryota, Viridiplantae, Streptophyta, Magnoliopsida, Cucurbitales, Cucurbitaceae.
AUGGAUUUUUUGGCUGCGAGCGACGCCAUAAAGUGCCGAGCAUUCCAAAUAGCUCUAGAAGGGUCAGUGAGGUUGUGGUACCAACAGUUGAAGCCUCGRUCAAUCGACAGUUAUCAACAGUUGAGAAGGUUGUUCAUCAAUCAGUUUUCAGCUCGGCAGUUGUUGAAGUUGCCGCCUUCCCAUCUCGAAACAGUAAAGCAACGAGACAAUGAGUCUCUUACGGAGUACAUCGCUCGGUUAAUGGACGAGCAUGUCAAGGUGGUGAGUUGCACUGACGAUAUCGCCAUGAUGUACUUCACAACGGGAUUAAAUGACAGAAACUUGACGAUCGAGUUCGGAAGUCGUCCGCCGGCCUCACUGAACAAAAUGCUUGCCCGAGCUCGCCAGUAUAUUGAUGGCUUGGAGUUGUGGAAGGCCAAAGGAGCCAGGCGAAGCAGCCGUGGUAAAGAUCGGGACCAGAGGUCUUCCCCUCCCAAGAAGCGACAUAGUGAUGACCAGAGUUCGUCUCGGCAAGCUGUCGACGACAGGAGUAGAGGCCAGUGUGACGAGAGGGGCUCUUCAGAUCGUUGGGGGCCAAAGUUCGAUAAGUUUACCCCGUUGAACGCCUCGGUCGCGGAGAUUUAUGCAACAGUUGAAAAUACCGACAUGAAGGCACUCUUCACAGCCCCGAAAAAGCUUCACCGACCUUCGGGAAAGCGAGAUAAGCGACUCUACUGCCGAUUCCAUAAGGAUCAUGGCCACAAUAGUUCUCGUUGUUUCCAUCUAAAGGAGCAAGUCAAGGAUUUGAUCCGAAGAGGUUAUUUAAAGAAGUAUGUCGGCAGCAGAGAACGAGCUAAGCCAGAGGGAUCAACUCGGGAGGAGAAGAGAGAAAGAUCACAGCCGCCUGGACGAAAGGAAGAUCGUCCUGCGGUAAUAAACACCAUUCACGGGGGUCCGAGCGGGAGGAAGUCUGGGUAG